UAUCAAACGUAUGUGCAGUAUAACGACCACAUGCAUCUCCGGAAAGCAACAAGGAGUUCUGGGGCUCAACUGGAGGAUAUAGUGGAGGAGGGUGUUCUUGCGGUUGUUAAGGAUCCAGUGGAUGGACUUCCACCACCAAAGGUUGUCCGCAAGGCUCUGUUUCAGGAGGAAGCUCCAAAGGAUAGUGUGGGUGGGAAGGUAUUAUCACCGCAUAAAGUCGAGGAGGUGACAGCUUUACUGGUUUCAGGGGGAUCAGCCACGGAAACAUAUGUUGAGAAAGAGAAAAGUGGGGUUGCUGAACUUUCUGAUUCCAUUGGUGAUAUUGCUGUUGCGGUUGUGCAGGAACCUGCAGUACAAGAUCCUGGUGAGGUUGCUGCAACGGUUGUGGAAAGUGAUCAGGAGAAGGACGAUUCAGUCCCUAUUGUGGAUGAGUCUCUUGCUAUGCAGGUUGAUGCUGAUUUGGUAGAGGAGGGAGGGACUGAGGAUCAGGUUGUUUUUGGUAUGGAGGAGGAGACCGUCUCAGGCGAGGAACUCGUCCUUGCAGGGACGAAAUCUCUUACUGUCGAUGAGCCUCCACAUGUGGGUGCAUCGGGUCCUCCUAUGGUGGUGGAGAAAGCACGCAAGGGGAAAGGUCUUAUGGGUGUACAAGGUCUUGGAUCCAAGAAGCUGAACGUGUAUGUGUGUACACCACGCAAACGUCCAGCUAUCAAGAGCUCUGCUUCGGUUGGAGAGACAAUUACCCUGAAGCCACAGGAGGUGGAGAAGGGUAUCGCCGGUGGAGCUAACCCACCAAUUCUGAAGGGUUAUUAAAUGAAGAUUUUAAGUUGGAAUUGCGAGGGGUUGGGUAAUAAAGUUACAAUUGGAUAUCUCAGAGAUCUAUGGGGGAAGCAUAGGCCUGAUUUUUUGUUUUUGUCUGAAACAAGACAACUUUUUUCUUUUUUGGAACUUUUUGUUGGUCAUUUUGGUUUUUCAGCUUUAAAAACAGUUGAACCUAUCCGUUGUAGUGGUGGUUUGGCAUUAUUCUACAAUAAUAAUAAUAAUAGUAAUAAUGUUUCUUUUC
Molecule: messenger RNA, 1060 nt
Organism: Camelina sativa (false flax)
Lineage: Eukaryota; Viridiplantae; Streptophyta; Magnoliopsida; Brassicales; Brassicaceae
Source: RefSeq, a predicted model, not a curated record